Molecule: messenger RNA, 3593 nt
Organism: Equus caballus (horse)
Lineage: Eukaryota; Metazoa; Chordata; Mammalia; Perissodactyla; Equidae
Gene: DCAF12
Product: DDB1 and CUL4 associated factor 12
Cellular component (GO): Cul4-RING E3 ubiquitin ligase complex
Molecular function (GO): protein binding
Source: RefSeq, a predicted model, not a curated record
GGCGAACGGGAUGGGUGGGGGUGUUUUGGUUCUAGCUGCUCGCCGUCCUUUCCAGACUCCAUCGUCCGACAGCUUCUCGUUGCUGCCUCUCCUUCCCUUCCCCUUCCCUUUCUCGGUCCUGGCCCUCUUUCCUCCUCUUCUGCCUGCCUCCCCUUUUUCUACUGCCGCCCCGGGUCCGGGCCAUUUUCCGGGCCGGGCACACUAAGGUGCGCGGUCCCGGGGCCCAGUAUAUGACCCGCCGUCCUGCUCCUGCUCGCUUCCCCUGCCCCAUGUGGCUGCGGGGCCGCGGCGGCGCUGCCCACUAUGGCCCGGAAAGCAGUUAGCAGGAAGCGGAAGGCGUCCGCCUCGCCGGGAGCUGGGAGCGACGCUCAGGGCCCGCAGUUUGGCUGGGAUCACUCACUUCACAAAAGGAAAAGACUCCCCCCAGUGAAGAGAUCCUUAGUGUACUACCUGAAGAACCGAGAGGUCAGGCUACAGAAUGAAACCAACUACUCCCGAGUGUUGCAUGGUUAUGCAGCACAGCAACUUCCCGGUCUUCUGAAAGAGAGAGAGUUUCACCUUGGGACCCUUAAUAAAGUGUUUGCGUCUCAGUGGCUGAAUCAUAGGCAAGUGGUGUGUGGCACAAAAUGCAACACGCUAUUUGUAGUGGAUGUCCAGACAAGCCAGAUCACCAAGAUUCCCAUUCUGAAGGACCGAGAACCUGGAUGUGUGACCCAGCAGGGCUGUGGUAUCCAUGCCAUCGAGCUGAAUCCCUCUAGGACACUGUUAGCCACCGGAGGAGACAACCCCAACAGUCUUGCCAUCUACCGGCUGCCUACGCUAGAUCCUGUGUGUGUGGGAGAUGAUGGACACAAGGACUGGAUCUUUUCCAUUGCAUGGAUCAGCGACAGUAUGGCGGUGUCUGGCUCACGUGAUGGUUCUAUGGGACUCUGGGAGGUGACAGAUGAUGUGUUGACCAAAAGUGAUGCAAGGCACAAUGUGUCACGGGUCCCUGUCUACACUCACAUCACUCACAAGGCCUUAAAGGACAUCCCCAAGGAGGACACAAAUCCUGACAACUGCAAGGUUCGGGCUCUGGCCUUUAACAACAAAAACAAGGAAUUGGGAGCAGUAUCUCUGGAUGGCUACUUUCAUCUCUGGAAAGCUGAAAAUACACUGUCUAAGCUCCUCUCCACCAAAUUGCCCUAUUGCCGUGAGAAUGUGUGUCUGGCCUAUGGUAGUGAAUGGUCAGUAUAUGCAGUGGGCUCCCAAGCUCACGUCUCCUUCUUGGAUCCACGGCAGCCGUCGUACAACGUCAAGUCUGUUUGCUCCAGGGAGCGAGGCAGUGGGAUCCGGUCAGUGAGUUUCUAUGAGCACAUCAUCACUGUGGGCACAGGGCAGGGCUCCCUGCUGUUCUAUGACAUCCGAGCUCAGAGGUUCCUGGAAGAGAGGCUCGCUGCUUGUUAUGGGUCCAAGCCCAAACUGGCAGGGGAGAAUCUGAAACUAACCACUGGCAAAGGCUGGCUGAAUCAUGAUGAAACCUGGAGGAAUUACUUUUCGGACAUUGAUUUCUUCCCCAAUGCUGUUUACACCCACUGCUACGACUCGUCGGGAACGAAGCUCUUUGUGGCAGGAGGCCCCCUCCCUUCAGGGCUCCAUGGGAACUAUGCUGGGCUCUGGAGUUAAUGACAACUAACUCUCUCCCCAAAUGCAGAGAUUUACACUAACUUCCAUCCUCAGUUUCCUUGUUACUUCUUUUGAUUUUUUCCAAUUGAGUGAGGCCCUCAUAUUUUAGUGGGAACACCGGAAUUUGCCUUUGGUUCGGGCUCUUGACAGGAAGAAGCUCUUUGCAGAAAUCUGAAGUGUUUUUUGUUUGGUUGGUUUUUUCCCUUUUGGUAAUCAGAAUUUUACUUUACUGUCUUUUUUCUUUCUGGCUUCUCAACCAAACAUUGUUGUUAAUCCCUGUUUGUGUUUUCUCUUCAAGUGACACGCACUCUUCCCUCUCUGGCUUCUUUAGGCUGACAUAGUUGCUCUCCCCCUUACUUCAUUCUUCAGAGGUAGGGCCCCUUUAUAAUUAUGUGGUUGCCCUCAGACUUUCUGUGAAAGUUUGGGGGCUGUGUGUGUGUGUGCACAUGCGUGUGUGUGCAUGAACUUGUGUGCCUGUAAGUACUGUGUGUCACUGAAAUUACCUGGAGUGAGGAUUACUUGUAAUUAAAAUAUUUAUAAAAGAAACAACUUUAUUCACAGAGUCCAGCUUUGGGACUGGUCUUUAUCUUGUUUUUCAAAAUUUAACAGCACUGAUUAUAGGAAGUAAAAACAGAAAGGAAAACAAACCACCACCAGGAUUACACUUUGAGUUAGACUGCACCUUCCUGGGGCUCUCACACCAGGACCCCUCAGUGGCUUGGCCCCUCCCUGGCUCCCGUCUGUGUGGCCCCUAGGCGAGAACAUUUGUGCCUGUGUGCCACUUCCAUUUCAGCUUCCGUCUGCUUAGCCAGUGGCCACUCCCCUGAAACAUCAGGGUCUCCAGCCACACGCAGCUCCGGAGGCUGCAGAAGGCUCGGAAGGGCUUGAUAAAGAGAAUCCUUAUCCCACCCUCUCUCUCCCUCCCCGCAAACAAGACCAGAUCUGCUGUCUCAGGGGCCUGGAGCUGGAGGCCUCAAAUCUUCUGAGAUUCACUUACUCAGACCCCUUGGCUGUGUUUGCCUUUCUUCUCCCCAAUGGGUUCUGCGUUUGCAUUCUGGAUUGAGUUCAGUCCAGGAGGGGGUGGUGAGCAGGGGGUUUAUCUGUGUGUAGUGAGUGCUUCAUUUCUGCCAUGUUCAUUCUCUCAAUGCGGUGGGGCAGGGGUUGAAGCCACCUCUCCCACUCCGUUGGCUCAGCCCUGGAAUGGUGAUGGGGUGGCCUACAGCCAGCAACAUUGUGCAUGUAAAAGCAUCCAUGUGAUUAGUAAUUUGUUCCUCCCUUGAACUGUCUGUUUAGUCUGAGGUUUUUAAACUUGCAGGCAACUGACCGACUGAUGUCCUGUUAUCCCUUGCCUUUUAUGCAUCAUGUUGCAGAUAACAGCUGUUCCCAGCCCGAAAUUCCUCCUCCAUUCUAAGCACAUACUCUGCUUCUGUCAACAGCCCAUCCUGGGGAAAGGAAAUUUGCUCUCCCAGUCAUCCUCCUGUGCUCUGGGUGUAAGUGGAGAGAUUGGAAAAAAAGCGUGUCUUCUCCUUGUGAUGGGGGCUGGCGGGAAGGGGAGACGGCGAGUCUACCUAUCUUGGUGGUGCAAGGCGUACACCACAGAUUCUAGAAUUCUCAUCUUCUAACCUAGAGAAGUAGGUGCUAUAAACAGGAAUUAAGCAAAAUGCUGGAUGCUGUAGAUCUUUUAAUCGUCUUAAUUUUUUUCUACUGUAAACUACAAGCUGUAGAUUUCUUAGUUCUCACAGAACUUCUACCAUUUUAAACCGACUUGUAUAUUUAAAAAAAAAAAGAUCUUAAGUAGGAUGUUUUGUACUAUUGCCAGACCCUCUUCUGUGAUGGGUAAUAGAUUUUAUUGUUUUUUGAGAUUUUGUUUUCAAAAAUGUAGCACUUGACUUUUUGCCAAGUAAAAAAAUAAACACUAUUCCAGUGCA